Molecule: messenger RNA, 2095 nt
Organism: Cydia fagiglandana
Lineage: Eukaryota; Metazoa; Arthropoda; Insecta; Lepidoptera; Tortricidae
Exons: 12
Coding region: 117-2015 (632 amino acids)
Biological process (GO): glutathione metabolic process
Cellular component (GO): cytoplasm
Molecular function (GO): glutathione transferase activity; glutathione dehydrogenase (ascorbate) activity
Source: RefSeq, a predicted model, not a curated record
UGUCACACGGCGCCCGGUAACCCUUCCCUUCACUUCAGUUGUGUGCGGCGAGUACUGUGUGGUGUCCUAAUUGAUUUCAGAUAUUACUAUUCAUUGGAUUAUCGUUAUCACCAAAGAUGUCUGAAAAACAUUUAAAAGCUGGUGACCCUCUCCCUCCAUACAAUGGAAAGCUCCGUCUGUUUGCCAUGAGGUUCUGUCCAUAUGCCGAGCGCAGUGUGCUGGUCCUCAAUGCCAAGAACCUCCAGUAUGAUCUUGUCUUCAUCAAUCUGGACAGCAAGCCCGAAUGGCUCUUUGAGUUCAACCCAAAAGGUUCCGUGCCAGCAUUGGAAUACGAGCAGGGCAAAGCUAUCUUCGACAGUGCUAUCAUUAACACCUACCUUGAUGAGAAGUAUCCGGAAGUUCCACUGCAGUCUACGGACCCACUCCGCAGAGCUCAAGAUAAAGUGUUUGUGGAACUGUUCUUGGCGGCACACUCAUCCUUCUACGUCGCUGCAUUCAACCCGGACGGUUUCCAGCCCUCCCACCUAGAAGCCUACAAGAAAGGCCUGGAACGCCUGGACAUGGAGCUAAAAGCCCGUGGAACCAAAUUCCUGCACAGCGACGAGCCGGGGUUGGUCGACUACACUAUCUGGCCGCAUCUGGAGCGGUUCGAGUCUCUGCCGCUCCUUGGGAAGGCUGACAUGGCUAUUGACAGCACUAAGUAUCCGCAUGUGGCAAACUACUUGGAGGCGAUGAAGCAAGUGCCAGCAGUGAAGCAAUACUACCUGUCUGCGGAGACUCACGCCAAGUUCGUGGAGUCCAAGACCAAGGGCGAGGCCAACUACAACAUGCUAGACACCAGCGAUGUGUGCUGCAUGCGUCCUAGGAAGAAGAACCAGUGUUUGCAGGAUGGUGUUCGUGGAGCCGCGCACACGCCUCAUCAUCGAGGCGGCCCGUUUCCUGAUUACGGCGUAAAAGCCAUCAAUUUGCCGCUCCGCAAACAUCGUGGAGGCGCUGCAGUGUCGUGGCAGCCCGAACAGCACCCUACACGCAUCAUUAUACUGGACACGCAGGGCGCCGUAUGCACGCUGCACUUUAUCAACAUGGCAAAAGCGAGAUACUUAGCUAAACCUGCUAUUUUGGUAGAUAUAACAUUAUCAAAGGUAAACCGGUUACAAGUGGACGUAGUUUUGUUUAUAAUGCAUACACUGGCAUUGGCGUCUUGGAGGGUACUAGUGCCGGUAGUACAGAAUUUAAAAUACGUGUUACCAUUAUAUCGCGCUAUGGCAGGAACAGCUAAAAUUCACUUUGACACGAGACAUCUGAAAAAAGGCGAUCCCCUGCCCCCGUACAAUGGGAAGCUUCGGAUCUACAACAUGCGUUAUUGUCCGUACGCACACCGCACAAUCCUCGUCCUUAACGCCAAGCAGGUCGACUACGAAGUUGUCAACAUUGACCUGAUGGACAAACCCGAAUGGCUAACCAGCAAAAGCCUGUUUGGGAAGGUGCCUGCAAUCGAAAUCGCAGAUGGCGUUUGCAUCGCCGAGAGCCUGGUCACGUCGGAGUAUUUAGACGAGGUGUACCCGCAGCGACCUUUACUGCCCAAAGAUCCGUUGAAGAAGGCGCUUGCUAAGAUCAUCGUCGAAGGAUCGGGCCCAAUACAAACAAUGCUGUUCAAAAUCUUGAGAACCCCAGACCAAGUCACGGAAGAGAACAUAGCUGCGUACAGAAAGUUCUUGAGCUUUAUCCAAGACGAAUUAAAGAAGAACGGAAGCAAGUUCCUUGGAGGGUCCGAACCAGGAUACGCGGACUACAUGAUAUGGCCUUGGUUCGAGAGGAUGGUGCCGAUAUCAGAGCUGUAUGAUACAGUGAAGAUAGACGAGAAUGAAUACAAACUACUUUGGGAAUACAUUAACAACAUGUUAAAGGACCCAGCUGUGAGCCAGUACUUGGUGCCGAAGGAGAUUCUUUUUAAGUUUAUUAAACCCUACAGAACUGGAGGAAAACCUGAUUAUAAUCUCCUUACUGUGGAGUAAUUAAUUUAAUAACUUUGAAAUUAUUUAUAGAUAUUUGUAUUAUGGGUUACGUAUGAAAUGAAAUAUAAGGAAUAAGAUCA